Molecule: messenger RNA, 1135 nt
Organism: Chara braunii
Lineage: Eukaryota; Viridiplantae; Streptophyta; Charophyceae; Charales; Characeae
Source: the annotation of a GenBank genome assembly
AUACGAAGACUGAAUUGCUUACCCAGCUGGAUAGGGUGUUGGGGAGAGUAUAUAGUGUAGGGUGUAUAUUGAGGGAUAGUAGGAAUCGUAGGGUAAGAGUUUUGAGAAGGAGGUUAGAAACGGAUGGCUAAUCCACCCCACUGCCCGAAUACGCAGCAAGUGUCGUUUGUGAAUCCGUCGCCCAAUGGGGUGGCCGUUGGAGGUAAUAGCUAUGGAAGCGUCACUUGCUACAUUUGCGGCAAAACCGGGCACUACUCUAGAAACUGCUGGCAAGCAUCAGGGAGGCUGCCCUCUCAGCUUCCCUCCCAGCUUCCUUCUCAGCCUCCCGUUGAUAACGAAACCGCUGAAAUGAGGGAUUUCUACAAGAGAGCUACUCAAAAGGAGAAGGAGGAGCGCGAAAGGAAAGCCAGGGAGGAGAUGGAGAAAAGGAGAUUGGAAGAGGACCAAAGAAGGGAAUCUGAACGGAUACGCGACGCCAAAGCAAGGGAGGCUAGAUUAGAGGCGACGAUUGCAAGGCUGCUUGCUCAACAAAAUCGGACGAACUAUGCUAUUGCCGCAACUCCAACACCUGUGAGAAAGAAAUCUCCCACGUCGAAGGCUAGGAUGCUGCAGAAGAUCCGAAGUUACAUCGACGAAUCAGAGGACGAAAGUGAAGAGGUGAGAGAAGAAGCCGGUAAGCUAGUGGACGCUAUCGAGAGGAGGAAGAAGAUCGGGAAGGCGAAGUCUCCGAUUGUGGUGGAGGAGGAGAGAUCGACAAGAGGUGGAAAGAGAGCACGUGAGAAGGAUGCGGAAACUAAUCAAGACCAUGAGGACGAUUGCUUGAAGACACCUAAGAAGGGACUAUCGGCAGCAUGUUCAAUGGAGGGCAUGCUAGAGAAUGCAUUAGAGGUGCACAAGCGGAUGUCAGCGAAGAAAGUACCAGAGCUUCGGAAAAUAUGCAGCAAAGAGGGUAUUAGAUGGUCGAAGCGAGAUGAAGUUAUAUGCGAAUUAGUGAGGUGCAGGAUGAAGUUAGCUUACGAGGGCUUUGUCGAGAGGAAGGAGGACAUCUCUCCGCUGAACGAGAAGUGAGAUUUGCUAAUUUGCGAGUGAUUGGAUGAUAUGGAGGAGCUCGAAAGAUGUAUGCUGUUACGAAGGG